AUGCUGAAGGAAGGAUGCCAGGACUUGGAAGGAACUGGUCAGGGUCUUUGUCUCGUUAGCUUUGUGGUCGGAAGUGGCAAAUCGUUUCGGGCCAAUGGCUAUUCGAUUUGGAUUUAUAUUUGGUGGAACUCACUAGAUUCUCAAGGCAUGACCUCAAGAAAGCCCUUAUCCUCCCGUAGGUGGGUAUCCGUAGAAAGUGUGAACCUUACGCAUAAGUUUAGUUGGAUACCAACUCAAAGCAGGUCGG
This is a messenger RNA of Acaulospora colombiana, 247 nucleotides long. The record is from the annotation of a GenBank genome assembly. Lineage: Eukaryota; Fungi; Glomeromycota; Glomeromycetes; Diversisporales; Acaulosporaceae.